AUGGCAAAUCAACCCUUCAAAGUCAUCGUGAUCGGCGGCGGGCCUACCGGACUGACAGCUGCCCAUGCACUACAUCUAGCAAACAUCGACUUUGUCGUUCUGGAACGAAGGGACGAUGUCGUUGUCGAUGUUGGCGCCAGUCUCAUUCUCGGAGCUCAUGCAAUGCGGAUAAUGCAACAGCUCGGCUUACUUGACAAGCUGCUUUCAAUCGGACAGCGAGUGCUGAACAACAAAUCCUUCACAAAGGAUGGCAAGAAGUUCGCAGACGGCACAUCUGUCCAGAUCGUCAAAGAGAACUUCGGCCUUGAGCCCAUCGCAUUUCAUCGCGCCGAACUCGUACAAGCUCUCCUAGAAGGUCUUUCCGACGAAGCAAGAAAAAAAUACUAUGUUGGCCAGAAAGUGGUCGAUAUUACAACGACCGAAAGCGGCGUUGUAGUCGCCUGCGCCAAUGGAACGACUUUCGCCGGAUCCAUGGUUCUUGGAGCCGACGGAGUGCACAGCCGGACGCGCAAGAUCAUGCACAAACUCUCAGAAGAAGACCGAUUCUCAGCCUGCCGCAACCCGGAACCACCCUUUUCCGCCCACUACCGUUGUCUAUGGUCCAACAUACCACGACCAUGCGCAGCUGGUCUGGGAAAUAAUACCCAGGGCAAAGAUCGCUCACUCAUGUGGAUCACUGGUCGUGAACGCGCCUGGUUGUUGCUGUACGAAAAGCUGCCAGAACCGACCCAGGAGCCGAAGCGAUAUACAAAGGAGGAGAUGGACGAAUUCGCCGCUAGCUUCGCAGACUGGCCUGUCAACGAUGACUUGAAGGUCAAAGACAUCUACGAUAGCUCGACCGCCGGCAUGUCGAAUUUGGACGAAGGAGUACUGGAUCAUUGGAGUUUGGGACGUAUUGUACUCGCCGGCGACGCAUGUCACAAGUUCACGCCAAAUGCCGGUCUGGGAUUCACAAACGGCAUUCAAGACGUCGCACUGCUUUGCAACCUACUACACAAUGCGACCAAAUCAAGUGCAAGCUCCGAUGUUAGCUUCGACGCUCUCCAACAAAUCUUCCAGGAAUACCAGUCUUCGCGGAAAGAGCCAACAGCGUUUGACUUUGGUGUUUCAGCUGCCGCAACUCGCAGCCACGCCUGGGCUACCCCGAUCUAUUGGUUUGUGGGCAGGUUUAUCUAUCCGCUCUACGCUUUCCAAUGGCUCUUGAUGAAGUAUAUUGUCGCUCCACGCAUGAAGCAAAGUAGGGUGCUAGAUUACGUCUUUGGCGAAGAUCGCAUCCAAGGCCGCAUUCCAUGGGCGUAUCCUAUUCACACGAAGGGGAAGGAGCUGUAG
Messenger RNA from Alternaria rosae, 1329 nucleotides. RefSeq names its product FAD binding domain-containing protein. Bases 1 to 1329 code for a protein of 442 amino acids. The transcript has 2 exons. The record is from RefSeq and is a predicted model, not a curated record. Gene Ontology annotation, molecular function: FAD binding. NCBI's taxonomy places the organism in Eukaryota, Fungi, Ascomycota, Dothideomycetes, Pleosporales, Pleosporaceae.